Mollisia scopiformis is the source of this 960-nucleotide messenger RNA. RefSeq lists its product as uncharacterized. Gene Ontology annotation, molecular function: zinc ion binding; DNA binding. Gene Ontology annotation, biological process: DNA-templated transcription. Lineage: Eukaryota; Fungi; Ascomycota; Leotiomycetes; Helotiales; Mollisiaceae. The transcript is spliced from 3 exons. The record is from RefSeq and is a predicted model, not a curated record. The coding region runs from base 1 to 960 and encodes 319 amino acids.
AUGGACGACUCUAGCUACUACUUCACUGGAGAAGAACUAACAUUCUCACCUACUCUACCUCCAACCACCAUAGCAACAUCAACAAGAGAGGAUUCGCCAUCAACAGAAGUAGUCAAUCGCAAGCCCUUCACUAAGAACUAUGUCGAAUCGGCCAUUCAACAGACAUGCGCAACUAUGAUCAUUGAGAUGAUCUUCGCGUACCCUCGAAUGAUGACACGCCGCGAGACUCUUCCACCCUUUAUGCAUGCAUUUUCACCAGCCGACGAUACCGACAAUGCCCAAAACAAGCUACCUGGCCAUCUAGUCAAUUGUAUGGCAAUUGCGCAGCUGUUUGCAGUACGAACUGCCGACACGCAAUCAUUUGUUGGGACAACCAUUCAAGCAGAGAUAAGAGGCUUCAGGAGCCGUCUGAGUACGUUCAAUGCGUAUGACUCAAUGAGUGCGCUGCAAGCAUGUCUGCUGUAUCUGGUUAUACGAGCAGUGGAAGAUGCUCCCCAAGAGGCGAAAGAUGACAUUGAAAUGUUGUUAAUUUAUGAUAAUGUAUGCCAGCGUGCUAUGGAAACGGUCCAAGGAUCUUGUCAAACAACAAAUAAUAGCCCAGACCUGCGUUGGAAAGAUUGGAUCUUUAUGGAAUCUAUACGACGGAUUGGGUGUGUCUGGUUCGUGUUAGGCCUUGUCUUUCACAUCCGAACCGGCAAGCCAUGCUUCCUCACUGAUCACUACCGAGAAAUUUUGCUGCCUUGCACAAAAUCCGAAUGGGAAGCCAAAACAGAAGGAGAAUGGAAGAAGGAGAAUGAAAUUGCCGCAGCUAGUAAUGGUACUGCUUUGCAGACUUUCGGUGAUUUGAUAGACGCCCAUCGACACUUGCCGGGCUCUCAAAUGUUCGACAAAUUGGCUAGGUGGAACGCCGGCGUUGAUAACUUGGGGGUAAUGCUUAAUUUGGCUGUGCGUAUGGUUUGA